UGGAGUAAAUAAGGAGGAAGCUGGAGGCGAUGAGCUGCGGUUCUGGAGCGGGAUGUCACCGCUGUGUGAUCAGUGACCUGAGGACAUUGCCUCUGUGCACGGCUUCUUACCAUGCAGCCCGCUGAGCACAGUAUUAAUACAGAUUAUGGACACCAUGUGUCUGCUCAGGAGGAGACCGCUCCACUGCUGGGAAACAGACCACAGAGAAGGUCGGCCCCUGGAACAUCUUUCGGACUUUCAGUGUUCAACUUAAUGAACGCCAUCAUGGGAAGUGGCAUUCUUGGCUUGUCGUACGCCAUGUCCAACACCGGAAUAAUUGGAUUUAGUAUCCUGCUGCUAACAGUCGCCCUCUUGGCUGCCUACUCCAUUCACCUGUUGCUUUGUUUGUGCAUUCACACAUCUGUCACAUCAUAUGAGGACCUGGGCCUACUUGCGUUCGGCUCGCCUGGGAAGAUCCUAGUGGCGAGCACAAUCCUGAUUCAGAACAUUGGAGCAAUGUCAUCCUACCUGUUCAUUAUCAAAUCUGAGUUACCAGCCGCUAUCGCCGGGUUCUUGGCCGGUGACCACAGUGGGGCCUGGUACCUGGAUGGUAGAUGGCUGUUAAUAAUUACAGCUGUGUGCGUUGUACUCCCAUUGGCGCUGCUCCCCAAAAUAGGCUUUCUUGGCUACACAAGUAGUUUGUCAUUUUUCUUUAUGGUCUACUUUGCCAUUGUGGUUGUGAUAAAAAAAUGGUACAUUCCGUGCCCUCUUCCUGUGAAUCAUACUUUGGCAUACACGGAGAUUUCGAACAGUUCAGAAUGUAAACCAAAACUUUUUGAAUUUUCUAAAGAGAGCUCAUUUGCACUACCCACCAUGGCUUUCUCAUUUCUCUGCCAUACAUCUGUUUUGCCCAUUUACUGUGAGCUUAAGAGCCCCUCCAAGAGCCGGAUGCAGAAUGUCACUAACCUUGGAAUAUCUCUAAGCUUUCUUAUCUAUUUUAUUUCCGCACUGUUUGGUUACCUUACUUUUUAUGACAAAGUGGAGUCUGAACUAUUACAAAGUUACAGCAGAUUCCUGCCAAGUGAUCUCCUGAUUAUAACCGUCCGGCUCUUCAUCCUGCUUUCCGUGCUGCUGACCGUGCCACUCAUUCAUUUUCCUGCAAGAAAGGCUUUGAUGAUGAUGUUCUUCUCCAACCAUCGAUUCUCCUGCCUCCGUCACACAAUAGUGACUUUGUCCCUUAAUAUAGUUAUUGUACUUCUGGCCAUAUAUGUUCCGGACAUAAGGAAUGUAUUUGGUGUGGUUGGAUCCACCACUUCAACAUGUCUGCUGUUUGUGUUUCCUGGGAUGUUGUACUUGAAGUUAAGCUUUGAAGACUUCUUAUCCCGGCAGAAACUUGGGGCCUGUGGGCUGGUUGUUCUUGGUAUUUGUAUUGGUGCCUGCAGUUUAACACUAAUUGCCGUGAACUGGGCUUACAAUGAAUGAGAGGAUCACGCCAGAGUUUACAUUUGAACAGAAUGCGCAACGAUUUACAGCCAAGGAUAUCCAGUUUCAGGAGGGAAAUUGGUUGAGAAACAGUUUAUGUUGAAAGCACGACUCUCAUCCACACUACGGGUCUUCUGGGAAAGUAAACUUGUCAUAGCCUAAAAUAUGGGGGAGUGGUAAUUCUGUUCGCUAAAGGGGAGAGUCAAGUGUGGAAUACUGCAGAAGCUUGGCCAGGAGGUUGGGUUUUCACUCUACAGUUUGGAUGCGUUUUUGGAGCCGCUGGGAGGUUUUACCUGUGGCUCCAAAAAUGCAUCCAAACCACAGCGUGAAAACCCAGCCUGAGGGUACGGCGAAGGUGGUGAGGAUAGCAGAGUAGCGGUAACCUCAUCGAAAUGAAUGGGAUCGCUGCACUAGUCUCUGGAUUUUCUUUGGGACUCGUGCAGCGAUCCCAUUCAUUUCUAUUGGAUCACCGCUACUCUGCUAUCCUGGCCGUGACUUAAGUCACCCUACCCUUAGAUAUACCUCCUCGUAUCACUGAAAAAUGUAAAUUUAUAUGGGUUCUGUCAAGCCUUUGCAAACUGUGGCUGACUAUAUGCAGUGAAUUUGUAACUCUCAGCAUAUCCCACCAGCUACUGUCAGGUUAUGAUGGGAGUUGUAGUCUCACAACAGGUGCUGGUUGUAAACCACUGUUGUAAAGAAUAUUCUUGUUAUUUUAAUUAAGUGCCUUCAUUAACUCUCUUUUUUAAAUAAUUUUAAUUAGAUUUUAUACAUGUAGUUAUUUUUUAUGUCUAUUUUAUGUUUGCAACCUCGCACACACCAAAGACAUAGGGAACUUAGAUUGUGAGCUUCACUGGGGACAGCGAGCAAUGAUUAUGUCUGUAAAGAGUAAAAUAAAUACAAACUGGUUAUAAAGGAGUAAGGCCUCUUGCACACGAACGUAUUUUCAUUCCAUUCAGUUUUUUUUUAGCGGACCGUAUAUGGAACCAUUUAUUUCAAUGGGUCCACAAAAAAAAAAAAAAAAAAACAGAAGGUACUCAGUGUGUAUUCCAUUUCCAUACCGCUAAAAUAUAGAACAUGUCCUAUUAUUGUCCGCAUUACAGACAAGGAUAGCAUUGUUCUACAAAGGGCCAGCUGUUCCGCAAAAUACGGAAUGCACACGGAUGUCAUCUGUAUUUUUAGCGGAUCAGUUUUGUGGACCGCAAAAUACAUACUGUCGUGUACAAGAGGCCCAAGGCGUAGGAAAUGAGCCCCUCCAUCAGUGUUCUGGUAAAUCAAGUAUUGUAGCGGGUGCUUUUAUUUAAAGGGAUUGUGCAGCUUGUUUAUACUGAUAACCUAUCCUCUGCAUAGGUAAUCUGAUCAGUGGGGGACAGACACCCGGUAUCCCCGCCGAUCAGCUGUUUGAAGAGGAGGUGGCGCCUCUAUGCACAUGACCUAUAUGCAGCUCAGUCCCAUUCAAGUGAAUAGGCCAGGGCUUCAACACUGAGCAUAGCCUCUAUACAAUGUACAGCAUGUGCCUGGUAAGCUAUGAGGAGGCGACCAGUUACAGUGGUCUCUUGAAACAGUUGAUCGGUGGGGGUGGCGGGUGUCGGACUCCCACCAAUCAGAUACUGAUGAACUAUCUUGAGGAUAGUCCAUCAAUACUAAAAUCCUGGACAACCCCUUUAAGGCUGGCUGAGAUCUUUACACCAUUAGGUAACCCUAUUGCUAAAUAUUCAGCUUAAUUUUAAGCCUCAUUGUAAACUCUAAGUUGGUUUUUGUUUUGCAAUCCGUCCGCGCCCUUCAUUCAGGGCAAGGUAGGAUUUCCCCUCUAGCUCCUAUAUCGGUAUUGCCCACGCUUCUGUGCCCCCAAAUUAAUUAUCCCUCUGAAAUAUGGCUUUCUAUGUCAAACCAUAGAUUGGGAGAUUUAGUGAGACUGGAAACUACUGUUGAUUACUUUAGUACUUUCGCAGGAGACACUGACCUGGGGAAAAACUUUAUACAGAAACACGAUUUUGAGUCCAUGUGUAGGCGGUUCAAGUCGUCUGAGUUCGCCCCCUUGCCAGACCCAACAUGGUUGGAAAACUUUGUCUUACUACCACGUUUGCCUCAUAAGUGCACCACUCUCAUUUACAGGCAAAUCCUCACUGCCAGAGACUCCAGGCCCCCGCCAUGGUUAGCUGACUGGGAGACGGAACUGCAACUCACCUUGAAUGAUACUGAUAGGAAAUGGGUGCAAAAGUGUUCACACGGCUUUUCUAAAUGCAUAAAAACGCAGGAAAAUUCGGUUAAGGUGGCAUUCCGGUGGUACAGGACGCCUGAAUUUCUGUAUAAAAUUCAGUUGCUCCCCACAGACUUGUGCUGGCGAUGCAAUGUUGCUACUGGAUCCAUUUCUCAUAUCUGGUGGUCGUGUAAAGGCAUAAAAAAUUUCUGGGCGGAAGUUGAGAGUACCAUAAAUCUGAUUUGUAACUCAGCUUUAAAGCUCACAGCCCAAUUGAUAUUACUCUGGUUGCCUACCCCAGCUUUCCGUCCUGGAAAACACAACUUGACCACACAUUUGCUGAUGGCUGCUAAACUCUUGAUCCCUGUAAAAUGGAGGUCGGUAGACCCCCCUACCCUGGAUAUGUGGAGAGAUAGGGUCCACCAGAUAUGCCAAAUGGAGGAACUGAUUGGAUGGACACACCAUGACAGGGACCGCUUCCUGCAAAUCUGGCAGCCUUGGCUACACUAUAGAGUGGCGUACUUAAACUCACUACACCUCGGUACCACCGCACCAUAAAUGAUGAGGGAAAUCCUGACCAUUCUCUAGAUUCCCCCCCCCAUCCUCAACAUAUCUGAAUACCUCCUACACUAACAGGAUUUAUAUAGAUAUACCAUGUAUAUUUGAGAACUAAGCUUUUACGUGGGGUGACACAGUGUUAGAGCCGUUGCUCUGUUUACCUGUUUGUGCUAUGAUUCUACCAUUGUGAGAUCAUUUGUCUAAUGAGACUGUUUGUCUCAGAUAAGUGGUCACCUCAUGCUUGCGUGUAUUGUCUGGCGUUGCCCUUGAUGAUGUAUGUCUGCUUUCAUAAUGAUGUGACUCACUCAACUUUGCAUUGAGUUUUUGAAAUAUGAUCUUUGACUAAUAAAAAGAGAUUUCAAACAAUC
Molecule: messenger RNA, 4584 nt
Organism: Bufo gargarizans (Asiatic toad)
Lineage: Eukaryota; Metazoa; Chordata; Amphibia; Anura; Bufonidae
Gene: SLC38A6
Product: solute carrier family 38 member 6
Exons: 16
Coding region: 112-1461 (449 amino acids)
Biological process (GO): amino acid transmembrane transport; L-glutamine transport
Molecular function (GO): L-glutamine transmembrane transporter activity
Source: RefSeq, a predicted model, not a curated record